CAGGUGCGGCUGCAGGUGCAGAGCGUGGAGAAGCCCCAGUACCGUGGGACGCUGCCGACUGCUUCCAGUCCAUCAUCAAGCAGGAGAGUGUGAGUGCUGGCCUGUACAAAGGCCUGGGCUCACCCUCAUGGGGCUCACCUUCAUCAACGCACUGGUGUUUGUACAGGGCAACACCCUCAGAGCCUGGGCUGGCCGGACUCCCCGCUCAACCAGUUUCUGGCAGGCGCUGUGCAGCAGGUGCAUCCAGUGUGUCAUCUGCUGCCCCAUGGGAGUUGGCAGACGCGGGCUGCAGCUGCAGACACAGGGCUCCGUGCGCACCUACAAGGGCUCCCUGGACUGCCUGGCUCAGAUCUACCAGCAGGAGGGUCUGCGCGGGAGCAACCGCAUGGUGUCCACGCUGCUGCGGGAGACACCCAGCUUCGGGGUCUACUUCCUCACCUAUGACGUGUUGACACGCGCCCUGGGCUGCGAACCAGGGGACCGGCUGCUGGUGCCCAAACUGCUGCUCGGCAGGAGGGCACGUCAGGCAUCAUGUCCUGGCUGGUCCACCUACCCAGUAGAUGUGGUCAAGUCACGGCUACAGGCUGACGGGCUACAGGGUGCCCCGCGCUACCGAGGCAUCCUUGACUGCGCACACCAGAGCUACCAGGCAGAGGGCUGGCGUGUGUUUACGCGUGGACUGGCCUCCACCCUGCUGCGUGCCUUCCCGGUCAAUGCUGCCACCUUCGCGCCACCGUGACCAGUGGUGCUCACCUACACGCGGGGCGAAGACAACCGAUCAGAGGGUGAGGCUACGUCCACUGCCCCGCGGCCAGCCCUGGCCCAGCCAUCUAGUCUGUGA
Messenger RNA from Castor canadensis (American beaver), 841 nucleotides. Lineage: Eukaryota; Metazoa; Chordata; Mammalia; Rodentia; Castoridae. The record is from RefSeq and is a predicted model, not a curated record.